AUGAUAAAACAAUGGCACGCCUUCAUUAUUGCUACAACAAAUGUGCUAAAAUGUUUUUUGGCUACAACAAAUUUAAAGAAAAAACCCCACAAAAUUUAUUGGUCUACUGAUUCCAUUGAGUUUUCUGGUAUACCAUUCAUGAUGAUUGGCACAAAAAUUUUUGAUUGCCAUCAUGGAUAUGAUAGAAACUUAAGUAGGAAAGAAUACAACAAACAAAACAGAAAAGCAUUAAACAUUGAUCAUGAUUGCAGAAGAAAAUAUGCUAGAAUACAGAAUUGUAAGAAAUUUGAUUGCCCAGCUCAACUUAUCAUAACAGAAUACUUAGAAUUUCCAGAAUAUAAACUUAUAUUGGAUACUGUCAGAAAUAGAAAAGCAAAAUCAAAAGAGCUACGAUAUGCGAUAUCUAAGAAAAAAAUCUAUCAAAUCAGAAAAUUUUGUGUUGCAGUACCAGAUAUUUCAGCACACAAUGGUCAUAUAAUUACCAAGGAUGCUGGUAUAACUCAGAGAAUUGACCCUGAACUGGUAUCUGCUAUUGACAUGUAUGUUAAAGAAGGUGUAUUGAGCACAAAAGAAAUGAAGCGCUUAUUAAAAAUCCAAGUGAAAAACAGUUUCAGUAAAGCCGGUCAUGUUCUACCAGAAUUCUCAAAUAAAAGAUUUUAUCCCCGUAAUUCCACUAUCCACAAUCACAUAACAAUUUCUAGACGAAAAUUAAGUAAAUCUCUUAUUGAUCAAGAAUGUCUUCAGUCAAAAAUUAAGGAAUGGAGAGCAUUAGAUCCUACUAUAAGUAUAUUCUUUAGACCUAAAGGGCAUUUUGAAAAAGACCUUACUGUAGACAGUGACCAUGAAGAUGAUAAUGUGAAACUAACAGGUGCAAGUGAAACCUCUUUGCUCUUUGUCUAUCAAAAUAAAUGGCAGAAGAGGCUGUUAGCUAAAUAUGGUAAUGAACUAGUUUUAUUGGAUGCAAUAUAUCGUACCACACGUUAUGCAUUGCCGCUUUUCUUUUUUGUGGUAAAAACCAAUAUUGAUUAUCAAGUGGUUGGAUUAUUUGUAUGUGAAAACGAAACUGAGGAUUCAAUCAGUGAGGCUCUUUUGUAUAUUAAGUCUUGGAAUAAUGACUUAAAUCCAAAGUAUGGAAUGUCAGACUAUUGUGUUGAAGAGAUUAAUAGUUUAGAGAAGGUUUUUGUCGGUUGUGUUGUAUUCAUAUGUGAUUUUCACAGAGAACAAGCGUGGGACCGUUGGCUGAAAACAAAAUCUAAUGGCUUAACACAAGAUAGGUUAAAGAUCUUAUGCUUACUUAGAAUGAUAGCACGUGCAGACACAGUUGAGAUAUGUGAAGCAGAAAUAAAUAAUUUGAAAAACUGUUUUUAUUGGAUAAAUAACAAAGCUCUAAGAGAAUAUUUAUCAAGAUAUUGGUUACCAAUAAAGCAUCGUUGGGUGAAAGCAUAUCGUCAGACUCGUUUAUUGGUAAAUUGUAAUACAAAUAAUGGUGUAGAGCGACAACACAACACAUUAAAGCAUAAGUAUCUUCUAAAUCACAGAAAUAGUUCCCUUAGUGGAAUGUUAUCUGUUGUGAUUGACGAUUUUCUUUCUGAUAAGUAUGAGAGCUAUAUAGACAACAAUAGAUUAAUGAGCUCUAAAUACAUGAGUUAUUCGGAUGAUAUUGAUGAUUGGAUGAUAGAUCGGCCUCGAUUAAUGGUGAAGCAUUGCCUGUUAAAGAAAUCACUUGCUGAGAAUUUAGACAUAACAGCACUUAAAGUUGAAGAAUCUGGAAAAUUCUCAUUGCGAUAUUAUAAAGACAAUAAAGAACGAAAUUAUGUAGUAACUUUUGGAAAUGAAGACAACAUGCCUAGUUGUACCUGCAUGAAUUGGAAAAACUCUUGUUAUCCUUGUAAGCAUUUCUUUGUCAUUUUCAAACACUAUCCUUGUUGGAAUUGGGAAUCAAUAUCACCUUUAUACCGAAUGUCUCCAUAUCUAAAUAUUGAUAUUGAUUUUGAUCUUGAUAACGCAAAAGUUAAAGGAUGUAAUGAUAAAAUCAGUACAACAACAUAUUCCAGUGUAACUACUAAAGAGUCAAAUAAAGUGAGUGAAGCAUCGAUAAAGGCUGAUACUCAAAACGUAAGCAAGUCAUAUAAAGUGAGUGAAGCAUCGGUUAAGGCUGAUACUCAAAAUGUAAGCAACACAGGAAGGAAAUCUAUAACAGGUGAAUCCAUUAGAAGCCUCUUGUGUGACUUACGAAGUCUGAGUUUUUUAAUUGAUCAUGAUACUGAGCUUCUUGAAAAUACAUAUAAAGAGUUGAACAACCUCAUCACAAGUCUGAAAAGUGCUGUACCUAAAGAGAGUUGUUUACCUCUACUACCCAAUAAAAUUAAAAAAAUAUCUAAACCAAAAUGCUCCAUUAAGUAUCAUAAGCUGCCAGCACCUAAAAAAAAGAGUAUGCAAUUUAAACGUGUUGGGGAAAAAAAGGAGAAAUUGUUGGCAGCUUCCAAAAUUGAAAUAACGUUGAACCCAGAAAAAAAAAAUGUAGAAACUGAAGUUAUAAAUAAUAAUUUGAUUGACUAUGAAAACAUAUUAGAGUUUGUAGAUAACAACAUAGUCAUUUUCAGUGAUGAUGAAAAUGAUACAGAUAAAAAAAAUGAUUCAGAUGAAAAAAACUGUAUAAGUAAAAUAAAUCUCAGUGAGAGUGACUUUUCAGAUAUAUUAAACAAUGAAUGGCUUUCUGACAAUGUUAUAAAUAUAUUUCAAAACAUGAUAAAAGACCAAUUCAAAGAAGUAAGUGGCCUUCAAGACACUGUGCUUGGACAAAAUCUUGCUUUUAGUACGCAUAUAAAUAAACCAUUUGUUCAAGUUUUGCAUAAUGGUUGUAAUCACUGGGUAGCAAUUUCAACAUAUAGUUGUAAACCUGGUGAGGUUUUUUUGAUGGACAGUCUGUUUCAUGGUAAAAUUGCAAAUCAUACAAUAGAACAGAUAUGUGCCAUCAUGAAAUGCACAUAUGAGAAGUUAAAUGUUUGUGUAUUACCAGUGCAACAACAGUCAAAUGGUGAAGAUUGUGGUGUCUUUUCUAUUGCUUUUGUUUAUCAUAUUGUAAGUACAAAAUCAAAACCAGACAAUGUAACAUUUUCUAUACCAGAGAUGAGAUCACAUAUGUUAAAUUGCAUUAAAGUUAAUAAAGUUUCUUCUUUUCCUCAAUCGCUAGCAAGUUGCAAAAGGUGUUUUCAAAAAGAGAUUUUUAUUGAACUGUUUUGCAGUUGUAGAAUGCCAUGGAAUCCCAUAGAAAAUAGAAAUAACAAUAAUCAAAUGGCGCAGUGUUCUCGGUGUAAACAGUGGUUCCACAAAAUGUGUGAAAAUGUUCCUGAUUUUGUCUUCUUUAAAAAGAACCGUAGAUUACCAUGGUUUUGUUAUUGUUGUGCAAGUGCAGUUUCAUAA
Molecule: messenger RNA, 3423 nt
Organism: Hydra vulgaris (swiftwater hydra)
Lineage: Eukaryota; Metazoa; Cnidaria; Hydrozoa; Anthoathecata; Hydridae
Product: calcium-responsive transcription factor
Molecular function (GO): DNA-binding transcription factor activity
Source: RefSeq, a predicted model, not a curated record